Molecule: messenger RNA, 11540 nt
Organism: Marchantia polymorpha subsp. ruderalis
Lineage: Eukaryota; Viridiplantae; Streptophyta; Marchantiopsida; Marchantiales; Marchantiaceae
Source: the annotation of a GenBank genome assembly
GAGAAUGCCCUGUGACAGAGUCGCACAGAGACGCAGAUGUGCGAAUUGCUCGUGAUUCUCGAGCAAAUCUUGACAAUUUUUAAUACGUGGGUUUGCUCUUCGGUGUCGACGGAUUGAUUCGUUGGUCGAUUGUCGCUCUUCUUGAGCCGGGCGGGCGAUCUACGGAUGAGAUGAGUGUGCAGCUGCGGAACGGAGGAAGGAAGGAGGUGGCAAAUUUGGUCGCAUAGCAGAAGCAGCACUCGCAGCAGCAGCUGCGGUCUUCUGGGCCGGGCAGCAGGCAGUGGGGCGAGUGGAGUCACCCGUCGGAGGGGCGGGAGGGGGCACGAGGUGCGAAUGCAAUCGGAGAGGAGGAGAGGGAAUUGGCGCGAUGGGAUUGACAUGAGGGUGGCAAAUUUAGGCCACUGUGAGGAGCAGUAGCCGUCGCCCUGUUGUGUCUGAUGCUGUCGUGAAAAUUCGGUAAUGCUGUGCAUGGAGCUUGCCCCGCGUUUGUGCGCAUCGCAGAGGAGGGUUUGGAGCCUGAGAGAUUUGAUUCACAGGUUCGCAUCUAGUCCCUUUUCUUCCAGCUUUUCCUGCCCCGCAUUCGGAAGGAGAAAUUGGAAUGUAGUGUGUAGAGAGAGUGAGAGAUAUAUACGUGUAUGAUGUGCUUGCCGAGGCGAUCGAGCGGAGGAUGUGGAUAGGCGUGGAUUGACAAUGUGGCGCAAUUGAUAGUAGAAUUCGGAAGAAUCGCGGUCCAAGCGAGGAAGAUGGUGGAAAUGGACAGCGAGGCUGAAGUCGAGAAAGAAGCACCGGCUGUACUUCAGCUGCAUAGUUGGGGCAAUUCGCCUCUUCCCAUCGCUGCUCUGACCAGCGCGGCGAUUUCUCCAUCUCGACAGCUUCUUCUGUUGCAGUCGAAGGAUCGUGAUGUGGUCUUCCUUCCGCUGGGAGCAUCUACUGCUGCUCAGACCGCGUCAUCGCUACCUCCGACAACUCCUGAUCCUCCCGGGCGCGUUCUGUCAUUCAGUUCCUCCUCUCGCAAUCCGACCACACCCUUCGCCACUCCCGCCACUCCCAUUGCUGCAGUAGGGCACUCCGCCAGAACCCUGUCCAGCCCCGCCUCCGUUUCCACACCCUACGCCAGUCCUCUCGGUGGGACUCCUCCCAGCAGCCCCCGUUCUGCUGCGUUUGCCAACAUCAGCAAGCUGCGAGGAAAUCCUGUGCCCGAAACACCCUCAACUCCGUACUUCACUCCAUCUUUCAAUCCCUUGUUCACACCACCUUAUGGCAGUGGCAAUGGCAGCAGCGCUCCAGCCAAGUCUUGUUCUGCUCCUCCUCCCACAGAUCUGCGCGCCCUGCCGUACCCUAUCCUCUGCGAUGUCGAUCACUUCGCAUGGGGCUGCAAUGGCGAUGGUUUCGGUUCGGAAGGCCCUUCUGGACCUUUCAAGGAGGUUCUCCUCACGAGUGGCCACGACGGGCUUGUCUUUCACUGCUUCUCUCACACGUACCGUCCUGAUUAUGGAGUCGUUAACUCUGCGAACAUCCCCGCGAGUGAAGUUUCGAGCGGGCAAGGCGGGCCGAAAGCCAAAGAGCGUAAGAGGAGAGAAGGCAAAUGGAGAAAUUGGGGCCAAACAGAGCAGGACAGUCGCCUGGAGCUCAGAAGACGACUGGAUGAGACCUCUGACAGGACGGAGACCUCUUCGGAGGAUAAAAGCUCGGAUGAAGGCGUGGAGAGGAGUGGAUCUGCCGAAUUGAAACUCGAGCGAGGGAAGAGAAAGCAGAGGCCUUCCGUCGAGAGCACAGAGCGUGGAGAAGAUGGCGAAGAUAAUUCUCGGAGGGAUAGAAGUCAGAGCUCCGAUGAGAAGAAUGAGUUUGUGUCGUAUCUUGUGGAUAAGGAGUUAGAGCAUAGUGAAGAUGGACUGCAAUUAAAAUAUCUGGGAGCUCAAACGUGGCCUUCUUCAGCAUUAGUGGUGUCAUUUAGGAUUGCGAAGGAUACACCUGCCUAUUCGGUUUUGACCUCUCUUAAAACUCGAGAUGAAUUCGUGAAGAGUGCUUCUUCAUCUGAACCUGCUCCUGACACAAAAGAAGAAGAUCGGAGUAAAACAUCAGAAAAACCCGUCGCUUCAGACGGGAAUUCUGGUCAACAAGUACACUCUGAGGUUCAAGAUGUCAUUUCCAGCCCCUCAUAUAACAUGCUUGGAAUCGUUGCUGGGCAGCUCUUAAGAGCAAGCGAAAUGGAUAUGGAAGACGAUGAAGAAGUCAGUGAGCCUGUUCACGCAAGACCUGUGAAUCAGAAGAAUCUGAAAUACCGGGAGACGAGACCUCUUUUGAUCUCCAUAGCACUUGUGAUGGAUUGGGGCAUCAAGUGGGUUGCUCGUAUAGACUUGAACAAAAGAAUAUCCAAGGAAGCGUGUCGAAUACCUUGGACUUCGUUUACUUUUGCCAGAGACAGACUCCUGGGCUUGAAGGAGGAUGGUGAAGUUUUUGUAUGGGGUGCUUUGACUGGAAGCCUGGUCGCAUGCAUAGAUGUGGUGGAUCACUGUGGAUUGAAUCCACCCAGUUCUUUGAGUCUAAACAGAGAAACUGCGAAGGGCAGAAAUAACGAGCAAACCACGAACAACAGAGAGGAUAUAACUGGACAGGGAAAUGGAGGAUCCAAAGCUGGACAUGAAGCUUCCAGAGUAGAUUCUCAACUUACUGUAGUGAGCACAUUACGAUCGAAGCGUAAGUUUACACAUAUUGCAGUGACUGCCAACUGUUUGUUGCUCGUUGUUUCUGAUGACAAAGGCUUGCUCUUUCUUGUAUCAACAGACAGUUAUUUUAGUGAGCACGCCUCUGGUUUAGGAGAUCCUUCCUUGAACCAGAAGAGGUACGAUUCUCAAAACCUGAGAGUAAUGUCAUAUUGGAAUGUGGGAGGUUCUGACAUAGGGGUCCUGGUAUCCUCUCACGAAUUACCUGAUCGACAUUGGCUGAAUUCCACGAAAUCUGACAAAGACACCGCAAUUCUGGGAAGGGGAAGCAACACACAGCAGCGCUUAAGGAGCGAAGAACAGUUUGCCAGGAGCAUGGAAAAUGGACCAGGGCCUCCACCCCGAGCAAUUUCCAAAGCUACUCGUAGCGCUAGUGGAUUUAGCCCAAGGGUACAGCUCGCACGCCACGGAGCUGCUAAUGCUUCUGUUUCUGCUGUCAAGAGCACUGUCAGAAGAGUUUUCCUGCCAUGCCAACGCUCCGAAUCGCCAGUGAUAGUCGCCUUGAGUCCGUAUGGUGUCACAGCCUUAGUUCGCCCCUUGGAAAAUAAGGGAGAUGUCUUCACGAUAACUCAAAACAUCCUGCGAAUUCUUGGAGGAGCUGUAGAUGAAAGGGACCUUUAUGAAAAAGUCAGAAAGAAGUCUGGAGGUAGGGUCGAAAUGAGGAGUAGUUAUGUUGGAGAUACCCUUGCUUUUUGCUCGCAGGGGUCCAUGUACCUAGUGACUGCAACUUCUCUUCAUGUCGUGCUUCCUCCCUUGGCCGUUUCAUGGUCUCAGUCUGCUCCCUUGACACUAGUACCCCAAGAGCAGGAAUGGCCUGCGAUCAACGACUCCGAAACUCAAUCCCGCUGGGAUGAACUGAAUAUGGGGAUGAAUAGUCGAGGCACAAUGCUUCAGCGAUGGCAGAGCGAAGUGCUAGAUCGAGCACUGGUGUGGGACGGUCUUGAAGAAGCUGAAGUCCUGUGCUUGGAAAAUGGUUGGAGUCCGCGGUUGUUGCGAUUGCGAAGACUACAGCUGGCUCUUGAUUUUGUGAGGGUAGAAGAGAUAGAACAAGCACUAGAGGCUCUUGUGCACGUUGGAGCAGCAGAGUCAGGUGUUCUCUAUGUAUUGUUUGCUGCUGUGGAGCUCAUGCUCAAUCGACAUGGUUCAGAUAACGAACUAGCCCAAGCAUCCAGGUUGCUAUCCUUGGCAGCUUCUUUUACAACAAAAUUGGUUCGCCAGCACGGAAUGAAGGGAUGGGACCGUGGUCGCGAGCAACGUCAGGGGACCGAUUUUGCCUCUAAACAGCUCCCCGCUGAAUCUUCCUUUGAGCCAAGCAAGUAUAAAACCACCAUUGGUUUGGUUGAAUUGGCUCGCUUUCUUGAAGUGAUACGGAACCUGCAAGAUCGAUUGGAAGCGAAAAGGAGAGGUCCAAAUCGCAAGAAGGGUGACUCAGCUGGGGGUGAUGGAGUUUACAUACCCACAGAUGGCAGGCCAAAUUUAGAUGUUAUUGAAGAAGGCAAUGAAGAAUAUUUGGUUUCCUUCCCACAAGAACAAGGAGGAGUGGGCGAGAUGAAAGAUAUGGUUACGAGCUUCCGAGCAGAUGAAAGUAUCUCAGCUCAAGAUUCAACUCUUCUUGGUCCUUCAUCUUCGAGUGCACUCGUGGCCACAGGCGGGUUUGUUGGUCCAGGUGGUGUUUGGGAGCUUUCCCCACCUGGAGCUGAUAGUCUUAAAGGCACCAGGAGAAGUUCCCCACUUGAAAGCCCUAGCGAGAUGUUCGCUCGUUGGGAGAAGGACAAUGUCGAUGCUUACGGAAUUGUGAAGGAUGCUCUAAAAGCAUCAGGCCGACUAGCCUUGGCCGUUGCCCAGUUACACCGCUUACGAAGGAAAGCUGAGAAUGACGGCUCCGAGGAUCGGUCAUCCAACUCCGACGACGAUGUGUUUGCUGAACUCUUGCAUAUAGGCCGCGGCAUUGUGUACGAACUUCUCUGCAAGGGUAAAACUGGAGUAGCACUGGCUGCGUUGAGAAGACUAGGAGAAGAUAUUGACAUUGCUUUGCGGGAGUUGGCUUUGGGAACUUUGAGACGAUUUUUACGUGGUCAAGUCGUGAAGGAGUUGCAACGGCUUCGUUGCCUCACUCUAAACGACUUUCAGCUGCUAGAGAGAGUCUCUCUAACUGAGAGAAUCUACCCAAGCAGCAGUUUUUGGAGCACAUAUAGAACUCGCCAGCAGCUUCUGAGAGCCUCACCAGACUCUGAUGAGCGAUCAUCUGUGAAUGAAGAGGUAGAGUUACUUCUAUUUUUGGACAUGGGUGCAGAUGAUGGUCUGACCAUAAAAUGUGGAGAGGUGGAUGGGGUUGUGCUCGGGUCUUGGAGCAUGAUCGACGAACCUGGAAUUCUGGAAGUCACUCAGCUGCAGGAUUCUAGUUCCACAGGCUAUUGGGCCGCAGCAGCUGUCUGGCUUCAGCAUUGGGAUCAGCUUACAGUUGAUCGGAUUCUUUUGGAGCAGCCUCUCUUGACCGGGCAGCUCAUAUCCUGGGAGGCUCGAUUGGAGUUCAAUAUUGCCCAUCAUAAUUGGGAAGAAGUUGCUACACUGUUGGAUACGGUACCAUCAUACGUACUUCGAGAAGGAGAGCUUCACGUCCAGCUUGAUUGUGAUGAUUCUGUAUCGUCUGCCGAAAAUUUACCAUUCCCUGGAAUCCCAACUUAUACAGGGCACGCUGGACAGGAUUGGUCGGAUUUGGAUGUGGAAGCUGUUGAAGCAGUUGUUCCGAAAGUGCAUGUUUUGGCUCUAGAUUUAACACCGAUUUGUAGCACGUGGAUGUGGCAAAUGAUUGAGGAGAGACUAGUGAAAAAUCAUAUCUUCCUUCGAGCUUACUGGAAAGGGACCCUUGAAAUUAUGUCCCUCUUCGCCAGGGCUGGUUUGCUUUACCAUCGAUACGGAGGAAGGGUCUCGAACAGUCGAAGCAAAGACGGUUCUCUUCACGGAACGGUUUCAGGUCCCACAAAGGGCAGCAGAUUGCAUAAGGAUGCAGUGCGUGCAAUUCAUGAGCUGGCCGUCCAGCAUUGUGUGAGGCAUAAUUUACCCCAUAUGCUGGAACUCUAUCUUGAUCAUCACUCCUUAGCUCUUGACAAGGGAUCCGCCUCCGUCAUGCAGGCCCUUGUGGGUGAUUGUCAGUGGGCUUUGUGGUUGCUCUACUCACGGCUUCAACGUCGCGAGUACGAUGCCUCAUUUGCCAACGCCCGGACGAUCCUCGCUCCCAGUAAAAGCCCAGGAAGACAUUUCGAGGUGUCGGACCUGGAUGUUUUCCUGCCCACUGUUGACGACAUGGCUGAAGCUGGAGGGGAGAUCAUGGCACUUUCAACGCUCAUGUUUGCCCCAGUCCCUCUGCAAAAGUGUUUAUGUCCAGGAAGCGUGAGCAGACACAGUGGACCAUCUUGGCAGUGUACUCUCGAAAACCUACAGCCGGGAUUACAGCGGUUUCCCACACUUUGGCGUUCUCUGGUCGUGACAUGCUUUGGACAUGAUACGCGAGGCUCUUCCAGUGGAAGUUCUUUGAAAGCAGGAAGUAGUGGUGGAUUGGCUCAGUACCUCCACUGGCGAGAGGGUUUAUUCUCUUCUGCUAGUGGCGACACUUCAUUACUUCAGAUGAUGCCAAGAUGGCUUCCUCAACGAGUGCGGCGCCUCUUACAGCUUUCUGUUCAGGGACCGGCAGGUGGUGUGCAAAUGGCGGUGCAGCGAGGAAUAGAGGCUCCUUCUAGGGGUACUGUUUCUGGAGAGAAAGGUCAUGCGGCAGAGCUGAACAUGUUGGAGUCUCAGGUUGCUGCCUGGGAGGAGAGUAUUCAGAAAGCUAUCGAGGAAGAAUUAUAUGCACCGUCCACGGAGGACACAGGGCUGGGGCUGGAGCAUCAUCUUCGGCGAGGCCGUGCACUCGCUGCAUUCAAUAGCUUACUUGGCUCCAGAAUCCAAUCCGGAGCUUUUGCUUCUCAUGACGCUGGCAGCAAAGUGGGACAUCCACCAUUAACUUCAUCGGAAAUGCAAAGUCUGUUGGGACCACUUUCGGCACACGAAGAGAAGCUUUUAGCAACGGUUGCGCCCCUAGCGAUUAUGCAGUAUGAGAAUCCCGUGGUUGUUGCUGCUUGUGCAUUCUUCUGUGAGCUUUGUGGGCUAUCUGCAAACGUGUUGCGUCUUGAUGUGGCCGCAUUGAGGCGCAUAUCUGAAUAUUGCAAGGUUCAUGAUCAAAUCGAGCCUGUUCCUUCUGGAGGUGGUCCAGGUGUUACACGAGAGACUACAAAUUGGGUUAAAGCUUAUGGUGCUGACAUGGCAAAUUUGCUUGCUCAAGCACUGGCAGACGAGUACUUGAAUGCUGGUGUUGAAAUGCUAUCAUCCAAACCAGAGGCCUCUCGAAGUCGUAGACCAAGUCAAGCUUUGGUCACUGUGUUGCAAUAUCUUGAGAAGGCCAGCCUCAAAGAUGAAGGUAUGAGAAGGGUUGAAGGUGGUAGUCCAGGGGCCUGGUUACAUAGCGGACAAGGUGAUGGGUCUCAACUUCGAGCAAUGCAGCGGUCAAUGAGUGAAAGGUGGAGUCUUGUGACAGCUUUCUGUCGCGCCCACCACCUACCUUUGAGCACAACUUAUUUGGCAACUCUUGCAAGAGACAAUGACUGGGUCGGAUUUCUCUCAGAAGCUCAACUGGAAGGUUGCCCUCUUGACACCCUACGCACAGUGGUUGCCAAAGAAUUUACAGAUGCGAGAUUGCAAAGCCAUCUCCUGACUGUAUUGAAAAGUCUUCCUAAUCCGACCUCAGAAAAAUCAACAGGAACAUCAUCAGGGAGUUCUUCGCUUGGCUCACCAUUCACAUCUGCAAUUCCUAACAUGGGCAUGACUGGAGAGCUUUUCAGUCUUCUGGCCGAGUGUGAGCAAAGCAGCAAGCGCGCAGGAAAAGCUCUAUUGACCAAAGCAAAGGAUCUGCGAUGGCCUCUAUUAGCUGUCGUGGCUUCCUGCUUCAGCGAUGCUACUCCUCUUUCUUGCCUGACUGUGUGGUUGGAAAUUACGGCUGCAAGGGAGACUUCAGCCAUCCAAGUAUCAGACGCUGCAGCACAGAUAUCUGCGCGUGUUGGAGCUGCUGUGGAAGCUACAAAUGCCUUAGCAGGUAGUAGCCGCACAAGUGGGUUCAGGUUCAGUCGAACAUGCGCUAAAAGGAGACGGCGGAUGUCACCUGAAGAGGCCAAUGCUCCAUUGGAAGGACAGCAGCCUCAGCAGGAGGAUGUAGCCUCAACAAGUUCUGCUGCUGGUUCCAGCAGCCAGCCGAGUCAAACAGGAUGGAACUCGUCAACCAUAGGACAGAAAGGACAAACAACCGGCGAGGGCUCGUCUUUUGUGACAGAUGGAGCUGGAGAGCAAGAGUCUUUGGCGGCCAUGGUGGCUGUGUUGUGUGAGCAGCAAAGGUUUCUCCCUUUGCUGAGAGCGUUCGAUCUUUUUACACCAGCUUCAUCGUUUCUUCCUUUCCUUCGAUUCCUGCAGGCUUUCUCACAAAUGCGAAUAUCAGAAGCGUCUGCCCAUCUUGCUGCUUUUACUGCUCUUCUGAAGGAGGAGACGCACCAGCAACACGUGCCAAGUAGAAGUGCGAAGAGUAAUUCAGCCUGGAUUACUAAAGCUGCUGUUGCCGCUGCUGACGCUAUGCAUGCAGCAUGCACAUCUGCUUAUGAACGUAGAUGCCUUCUUCAGCUUUUAUCAGGGUCCGACUUUGGUGAUGGAGGUCAUGCAGCUAUGCGGUUCCGCCGAUUGUACUGGAAGAUACAGCUUGCGGAACCUGCUUUGCGAGAAGGAUCAGAGUUGGUGACAGAUGGGACUAAUCUUGAUGAUGAAGGACUUUUGGAUGCUCUAGAGAAAAGUGGACAGUGGGAGCAGGCACGUAGUUGGGCCCGUCAACUUGAUCUUAGCUCUGGCGGUUCCUCUCUUCAUCAUGUGACUGAAACACAGGCUGAAGCUAUGGUUACAGAGUGGAGAGAGCUUUUAUGGGAUGUGCCUGAAGAGCGAGUUGCUCUCUGGAAUCACUGCCAGGCUCUCUUUACCAUGCAUGCAUUCCCAGCUCUUCGGGCAGGAAAGUUUUUUCUAAAGCAUGCAGAUGCGGUAGAGGCUGAAGUUUCAUCUACAGAACUGCACAAUAUCUUGCUUCUGGCUCUUCAGUGGUUGAGCGGUUCAAUCACCAACACUUCCCCGGUGUAUCCUUUGCAUCUUCUCCACGAACUAGAGACUCGAGUAUGGCUGCUUGCCGUCGAAUCCUCUGUAGAAACUCAGGAUGGAAGGUACUCCACGUCGCUAGUGUCUAUGCAAUCUACCCCUGUCGGAGGUCUAAGCCAUGAAAUAUGCGCAAGCAAUCCAGCUGCGGUGAAUCCAGUAGAUCGCACCGCCGUUGCAGUCGCAGUAGUGGACAGCCACUUGAAGAGGUCGAAUCUUAGAAAGUUGGAUGCAGAAGGAUUAGGCCGAGCUCAGAGUCUAGAUACCGGCACUGGUUCUUCGCCAACUAAGACCGCCUCGUCAAAGUUUAAGCGCCGUGCGAAGGAACAAGCCCAAGUCAAACGCAUUCACUUGGACAUUUCAGAAAGCACGGCCAGUGAUUCUGAGGAUAGUCCAGGGAGAGCAAGAGGAGAGCGGAAGAAUGGGAGUCAAGAAGCAGUAUCAGAUGAUCUUCCGCCGAAGGCGGAGGACAUUGUCGCUAGCUGGGAGGAAAGAGUCGGUGAACGAGAAGUUGAACGAGCCGUUCUUGCUCUUUUAGAAGUUGGGCAGGUUUCUGCAGCAAAACAACUGCAGCAAAAGCUCUCACCAGGACAUGUGCCCCUCGAGUUAUCACUCGUCGAGGCUGCGUUGCAAGUAGCAGGCUUGUCGACUCCAACAACGAAAGGCGCUGUCACGACGUCCAUAAUUCAGCCGACAAUUGUUGACUAUCUCAAGUCUGAGAAGCUACUUGAAGAUCUAUCAUCAGUUACUCCAAUGGAGGUGUUUAAAGUUUUGAUGAGUGGCUGUAGAGAGGGCUGUGGACGGGGCCUCAUUCGUAGAAUUUCCGCUGUAGCACAGAUCGCAAACUUUCUUGUGAUGCCUUUCAAUGAAGCAUUUUCUAAACAGCCCACUCAGCUGCUACAACUUCUUGCUCUCAAGGGUCAAGAUGCCCUCGAGGAGGCAAAAGUACUGGUUUCGAAUCAUACUAUGAUUCCAGCAAGCAUUGCCCGUAUACUUGCAGAAUCAUUUUUGAAGGGUCUGUUGGCUGCACACCGAGGCGGGUACAUGGAUUCCGAACAGAGAGAGGAAGGCCCUGCUCCCCUCCUUUGGAGGCCUUCAGAUUUUGUACGUUGGGCAAAAGUUUGUCCCUCGGAGCCAGAAAUUGGUCAUGCGCUCAUGCGGCUCGUCAUAAGUGGCCGAGACAUGCCCCAUGCCUGUGAGGUGGAACUUAUUAUCUUAGCCCAUCAGUACUACGAGUCUUCUGCAUGUCUCGACGGAGUCGACGUUUUGGUGGCACUAGCGGCUACACGGGUAGACUCCUAUGUAUCUGAAGGGGACUUUUCAUCACUGGCACGCCUGGUAACUGGCAUCAGUAAUUUCCAGUCUUUACGUUUCAUUCUGGAUCUGCUCAUUGAGAACGGGCAAUUAGAGCUUCUGCUCAAAAAACGUGCAGUUGUGGAUCCCGCUUUGGAGUCUUCUGCCUCUGUACGAGGGUUCCGUAUGGCAGUAUUAUCUGCGCUGAAACACUUCAAUCCUCUUGACCAAGAUGCUUUCGCUAUGGUCUACAGCAACUUCAGUAUGAAUUUUGAGAUGGCUGAUUUACUGGAAAGUAGAGGUAUAAAUUUGCUUGAACAGUGCACUCAGAAACCGAAUGGGGAAGCAGAUCAGACGCAGGAAUACUUAGACAUUAUGAAGUUCUUUGUAGAAGCAGCGAGAGUAUACUCGGGUUUAGAAGCGGGGAACAAGACCAGGUGGUGCUGCGCGCAGGCCCAACUCAUUUCCCUUCAGUUGAGACUUCCAGAGAUUGAUUGGCUGAAGCGUAAUGACACUGCCGCUCGGUGCUUGCUUGUUGAUCGGCCUCGGUUCCAGGAAGCCUUGAUUGUAGCCGAAGCCUAUUCGUUGAAUCAGUCAGCUGAAUGGGUUUUGGUUAUAUGGAAUCAAAUGCUUGUGCCCGGACGCAUCGACCAGUUUUUGAAUGAUUUUAUUGCAGCGUUGCCACUGACGCACAAUAUGCUCUUGGAGAUUUCACGAUUUUAUCGAUCAGAGUUGACGGCUAGAGGUGGUGAUCAAGCAUCCAGCUCAAGGUGGCUUGCUCCAGGAGGGGUGCCGCUGGAGCUGGCUAUGUAUAUGAAAAAGUCAUUCAGGUCACUCUUGAAACACACUCGUGAUGUGAAGGAUCGACUACAACUUGCAACUUUUGCUACGGGAUUUUCAGAGGUCGUGGAUGCCUGCAUGCGCACACUUGAUAUCAUGCCUGCCACUGCUGGCCCCCUAAUUCUGAGGAAAGGUCAUGGGGGUGCAUAUCUGCCCAUAAUGUAAUCAAGUUUCAAUUGAACUCUAGCGUUUGUUUAGUACUGUACUGUAAAAGUGAGGCUCUGCUAGUCAUGAUUUUUGUGUAAACAUUAGGUUUGGGGUUUUGUACAUCACAGGAGUAUAGAUGAGACGAAAGGAGAAGAGAGUUGCUUGUACUUAAGUGUACCCGGAGGCAUCAUUAUCGUCAUCAAUGCGGACAUUUUCUUUGUAUUAUAGGAGAGUUUUCCUACUUUAUUCUUUCACCAGAUACGUCAAAUCCAUUUAUUUGUUUUACUUCUCCCCAGGAAUAAAGACACACGUAUGUAAUUCACA